Protopolystoma xenopodis is the source of this 501-nucleotide messenger RNA. NCBI's taxonomy places the organism in Eukaryota, Metazoa, Platyhelminthes, Monogenea, Polystomatidea, Polystomatidae. The record is from the annotation of a GenBank genome assembly.
AUGGUUGCUCGAAGUCAUCUUGACGCCUUGGCCAGUUGGCUCCAGGCCGCUCCGCGCCAAGUCCUGUCGCAACUUGCGAGGCGGAGCAACCAGCACGUCGCGAAGGCUCAUUUCUCAUCGCACCUGCCCACUCGUCCACUUUUCCCUCCUUCCCACCGUUCGCCGAAUACAUCUAUUCCUCCACCUCUGUUCGUUCGUCACCAGACGAAGCUGAAAUUGACUUUCUUGCCCUGCUCUGCUCGCAUGCCCACCAAUCCUUCACACAUUGGUAGCGCUUUCACCUGCUUUUUUCGGGGGUUAUGCACUUGUCUAGAGUCCUGCUUAUUUGGUUAUUGCCCAAACCCGUCCUCCACUUCCUCCAAUUUCUCCUUCACUUCCUCCUCUUCCUCUUCCUUCUCUUGCUCCUCAUUUGCGCCACUUUGCUUCCAAUUCCUCAACCCUCCUCUAACCGGACUCUAUUUUGGCUGGGCUAAUCUCCUCUGCUUAAGUAUUCAUUAUUAA